AAUAGUAACAUUAAGCCAAACCGAAAUACCAUGGUGGUGGAUAUAGACGAAGAACAGUCGUUACAGCGACCGAUGUACGCAAAACGUUCAGCAGGACCUCCACAGAGUCCAUUACCACCGGCAAAAAUACCACGACAUAGUAGUAAUAGUAGUGCUGCUGAAUCCCAGGCCCCUUUGGCGCGACGAUCGGUAACGAUUUAAUUUUCAUUUGAUGGAUUAUCAGUUGGGAUAAAGUAGAUUUGUCGUGAUCGAAUGAGUAAAAAGAUCCUGUUAGGAUGUCCGAUAUUAUGUUAACAUAUCUGUAUGUAUUUAGGAUCACCUGCCUACUCCACAUCGAAAUAAAUCAAGCAUACCAACGAAUCCAGCAAGUACAGCACAUCCUAUUAAGCGCGUUAAAAAAACAGAAGAAAUCAAGCUUGCUUCUCAGGAUGUCUGCGAUUUAUAUAUAAACAGAAAUCAAGAUGUCAAGAUGACUGCAUUUGCGAAAAAACCUCGAAGUUUACUUUUCAAUAUUGCUGAAAAUGACUCGAGCAUGAAGGAUCUGCUGAUAUCUACAUCACUUAAAGGUGACAUGCAGUUCUGGAAUGCGGCAACUCGAAGCAUGAUAGCGAAUAAAGGACCCGAGCACUUUUACAAAAAUGGAUGGAUAGAAGAACUGUGCUGGAUAACUCCUACCACACUAGCACUAUGUAUGGGUCGAUCCAAACCGGAAGCAAAUGUGGAAUCUUCGGUUCUUCUCACUCAUAUCAAGGAAGUUAAAAGGGAUGAUGUUGAUAUACGAGUGCAAGCGUUCAAUGAGAAUCCUCACGUAAAGGAGAUGUUGGAUAUCGCUCCAGUUCAGCUCGGACAGACUGGUUCUGUAGGAGUUGAACGUGCUAGCUUUGUUACUGGAGGCAGUGAUCAUCUAGUGUGUCUUUGGGACAUGAUCCGGGAUAGUCCGCAGGAAGACUUUGCUCUUACUGACGUGAACAAGCUUAAUAUCAAUCAUACAAACAGCGUGCAAGCACUAUGCUAUGACUCAUAUAAUGACAGACUGUAUACAGGCGGUGCGGAUUCCAAGUUGUUCACAUACGAUAUGGUCUCUCAGAAAACGAUCAACGAGCUGAGGAUAGGCAAUAGGAUCAAUCAUAUUGAGAAGAAUCCUAAAGAUCCUAAUCUGUCACUGAUCAGUCAAGCACAGACGAGUGAUCAAUUUGCGAUAUACGAUCAACGCAUGUUAGGAGUAUGUGGUCUGCAAUUAUCGUUUGGAUUCUCGGAAAGCGAGAAUUUAUCGCGCUACAUCAAACCAGAUUGGCACCAGGAUGGUUAUAUCGUCGUGUGCGGCAGUCAAUCUGAAUCUAAAGUGCACUUUUGGGACAUUCGCUAUAGUGGAGUUCAACGCGGGCCAUGCUUUAGUUUACCAACUCAAGGGACCGCACCGUCGAGGAUACUUCAGACAUUGUUCUUGCCUAAUCGAAACACGUUGCUAUCUGUUUCAUCUACGCGAACGAUGACUUGGACAGAUUUCUCAGUGCAAGCAAAUUCGAAAAUUAGCACCAUUUGAGUAAUGCAAAUCCCCACAUAAUUUAAAGAGAACAGUACAGUUCUAAUGUCUAUGGCGACUGUCAUAGAUAUAGCGCAUCAUUCAUAUCAUUUUCUUUCUCUGUUAACAAUCCUCAACUCUAUCAUCUAUUCAUUACUAGCUUGUUUUCUUCAUUUAACAGAUUUGGGAAAAAAAUUGUCGGUGUGAUUACGGGAUAACUCUAAAUGGGAAAAUUUUUCUUCUUUUGACAAAAAUUUCUGAGCGGACAGUGUGGUACCAGCACUAUUAUGCUUAACUUAGCAGCAUACAGUGGAGAUGAAACUUCUUGGCCGAUAGAUCGAGAAGGUGAUGCGAGGCAACUUGAUCGCUAUACUGAUAGAUAGAGAAUAUGUGUUAGUGAGCAAUGGUAACUAUGGCG
Messenger RNA from Zychaea mexicana, 1940 nucleotides. Its product is annotated as WD40-repeat-containing domain protein. The transcript has 9 exons. Lineage: Eukaryota; Fungi; Mucoromycota; Mucoromycetes; Mucorales; Lichtheimiaceae. The coding region runs from base 470 to 1543 and encodes 357 amino acids. The record is from RefSeq and is a predicted model, not a curated record. Gene Ontology annotation, molecular function: protein binding.